AUGGAGGCCGCCCAGAUCAUCAACAUGGCCCUGAACCUCAGCGAGUCGAGACGGCUUGCCUCUUGGAGGAUUUCGCAGCCGACCCCGCCGAGACUGGCACCGCUUCCAGACAAUGCUCCCGGAGGCAGUCUUCGGUACCAUCUCCAACAGCAAAGAAAGGUGUCGCGUACCGUGUCGCCCAAGCCCGACCGGUCGCCCCGGGUGGGCGCUCCGCGGGUUUUUAGCCCCCUGCAGCCUGCCUUUGAGCCAGGCGCCACCUACCGCUACCAUUUCUCACAGUCGACCCUCGCCAGGGCUCAAAAGGCCAAAGAGUACCUGGAUUUGAUGGCACAGUACCGGCGGCUCCUUGAGUUGGUGCCCCCAUUAGAGCCUGAGCGGACAACGCGGCCGUGGACUGCCACUCCCCCAGUCACGCCGAACGGCUCGGCCCCAGUGUCCAGGACGUCGACGAACGAGCCAGAGGCACGCAUCGGACGGCCUUACAACCCUCUACAGUACAUACGGAACCGCAAAGUACGAGUGCGCGAGCGGAGGACUAUCGAUGGCGAGGCGCAGGGCUUCCACGAUGUCCUCAAAGUUUCCGAGUGGAUUGACGAUGUCGCCAAGUGGGUGGCCACGGGACAGGCUUGCCAGCCGGGAAAUUCUGCACUCCCUCCGUUCACAGGUGCCCAGGCGGCGUUGCAAGCCUCUCCGCCAUCAGCUAACGGGAGAGCUGCUGUGGCCAAGCCGAGGCGACCCCGAGUCGACUGGGUGAUUGAUCCAGCCGACAUGCUGGCAGACGCGUACUGGCUCGAACUCGACAACAACAAGAGGCUGGUUGAAGACCGCCACUGGCGGCGCGUCUUUCCUCAGGGACUCGAUGUGCCUCGGCCAAUGUCCCGCGAGGAGAUGCCGCGGCUGUCCACCCCUGCGUCCACCAGAGAAUCAUUAGAAACGCAUACUCCUGGGGAUAAAUCCACCCCGGACCCGCCCCCAUCACGACACGAGCAUGAGCAUGUGCUCAGUGCAGCCCGAGACCGUGCCCAGCAGAAGUUCCGGGCGCUCACGGGCUCGCAGCACCGGCAUACCGGCUCGAUCGCCAACCGCGACCUGCUCCGCCUCCACCGGGGCUCACUGUCAGAGUCGUCCGACACUGACAGCGAUCGUCGGCGCGCAAAGGUCGGCCCAGGUAGCAGUGUGAGGUCAAUUCUGGAGAAGCAAAUGGAGGAAAUGAUCGCUCGGGAGCAGAGAGAGGCUGAAUCGCACCCGCUCUACGACCACGAGGCUCAGCGUAUCCAGUCUGCACCCAUGACACCAGAGCGGGAGCCUCGCGCGUCUCAGGAUGCCAGCAGCCGACGGCGGGCCGACUGGCGCCCUGAGCUCAGCGAGGCAGAGCUCAGAGGGCUUGGCCUGAAGCCGGUUCCGCUGUCGCACUCUUCACCGCCGCAGACGACCCGGACCAGCUUGGAGGUCCCAAGGAACAGACGGAUGUCAGUUGAGGACGAUGCAUCGCAACCAAACUCGCCGAACCUGGGACCAGCCAGGGAUCUGGUCCCAGCCAUCGGCAAGGACCUGUCGCCCAUGUCCAGCAGGCCAAGCUCGCCGCAUCGGAACCCGCUGACCAAGGUCAAGAGCAUAUUCCGCGAGCGCAGCAAGGAACGACACCCAGAUGCGCACGCUACUGGAGACGAUGGAGUUUCCGCCUUGAGCCCUCCUGAGCACUGGAUCGGCUCAUCGGAGACGACUGGAGGCGGCAUCCCACCACCCCAGCGGAGGCCCUCGCGGAGCCCGAUUAGAGAGCGAGGCCACCGGUCGCAUAAGAGUCUCAGCAGCGCCAAGCUGCGCGGGGAAGAUGGUGGCAUCAGCUUUCGAUCGCUACUCCGCGGCCCGCGCAUUGAUACGGUUCUGCGCAGCGGCGUAUCCAAGGUCGGCGACAUGCUCUGGCGUAAGGACGACGACUCCUCCAGCACCUCCUCGGACGAUUCCGAGGCCGAGUCUCGGGGUAGAUCGAGGCGUCCUCUACAUGGCUGUAGCCUAACCGUGCAAGAUGCCCAAAACCUGCUCGAGGCACCCCAGCUCGUCCACGACCUGGCCAAGUCUGGUCAGCUUCCACACCCGCCAGCCAGGCCGAUCAGCCGCAGGUCUUCUAGGUUCGAUCUGCUCAAGCCGCCUAGGAUCGACGUGCAGAAUGCCUCCCCGAGCACGUCCCCGCCUCCGGUCUUGGUACGCCAGCAUGGGCCCGCCGGAUCGGAUACGGAGUCGCAGGCCGAACGGGAUGAUGCACGCGCAGCUACAGCCCGCUUGGACGUGGCGGUGAUUGCCCCCAACCACUCCACCACACCCUCGAGCCGGCAAUGGUCCAUCGCCGACCGUAGCACGCCUCCCGCCCGCGCAGUUGUCUCCAAGCGCGAGAUCGCCCGCCUGCGGGCCUUGCUGCUCAGCUCGGGCAUCUACGCAAUGGAAAUAGACAGCCGCGCCAAACAGUCAAAACUGCUGCCCUCCCCAACACCCCAAAUCGCCGCCCAUAAUUCUUUCCCCCUCCCCAAACCAGACCACAGAACUGGACAUACCCUCUCCUGGCCACAAAUCGCCCUUCUCGCGACCGACUCGGAGACAACAACCCAAAACCGCCAGGUUCACACUUCAAGCACGCCGCAAACGGACCUCUACCCCCUCGCCGCCCGCACCCUCGCCUCGUCAGUCACCGCCUCAACAUCCCACUUCCACGCCGUCUCGUCCCAAUUCACCACGGAAACAGCCCCCGCCCUCCUGCACCACGUCGAGUUCCUUCGAAACAAAGUCGCUGGGGAACUGACAAGUCUCGCGCAGUCGGCUGCCGACGCCGCGGACGAGGCGAAUCACGAUUUGAUUGUGGGCCAGCGGCUGAAGGUUAAGAGGGUUGUGGACGCGAUGGAUAUGAUGUUGAGGCGGAGGAGAAGAAGGUUUCGGUGGGUUCGACGGGCUGGGUGGCUUAUUGUGGAGUGGGUCCUGGUCGGGUGUAUGUGGUAUGUGUGGUUUCUGGUUAUGAUUGUGAGGGUUGUGUUGGGGGUUGGGAAGGGGGUUGUGAGAGGGGUUCGGUGGUUGCUUUGGCUGUAA
Parathielavia appendiculata is the source of this 3075-nucleotide messenger RNA. RefSeq lists its product as uncharacterized. The coding region runs from base 1 to 3075 and encodes 1024 amino acids. NCBI's taxonomy places the organism in Eukaryota, Fungi, Ascomycota, Sordariomycetes, Sordariales, Chaetomiaceae. The transcript has a single exon. The record is from RefSeq and is a predicted model, not a curated record.